ACUGCUUAUUCCAAACUUUAAACCAAUGAUAAUUAAUGUCGAAAUCCAGUUAAACAUAAACAAUUAGGGACGAAGCAGCUGUUAAAGAAGAGUUAGUAUAAAGUAAUGUUCAAUUAUUUAAGAAAUUUGAUCUUCUGUGUUUUUCUGACAAACCACAAUAAGUAUUGGUCUUCAGAGUUUGACAGCGGUAAACAAAGUUUCAAGGACAGCGAUAAACUAUUAAAAGCUAACUAAACUAUAAGAAACUGUAUUUACAUUAUUUUAUCAAUCAAAUUAUUAUUUUUUGAAUUUAAAUUAUAUGUAAUUUAUCAUCUUUAAAAUAGUUUAAUAUUGAGAAAUAAUGAACAUUUACCAAUCUUGUCAAAAAGCAUGGAGACUAAAGCAUGUAUGGAUAAAUGCAAGGUAAAAGAAGAUAAUAGUGCAAGAUAUAAAUGUGAAUACGAUGGGUGUGAGAGAACAUACAGUACAGUUGGUAAUCUACGAACCCACUUGAAAACACACACAGGCGAGUACAGGUUCACAUGUCCGAUGCCAUCAUGUAAUAAGGCGUUUCUCACAUCCUACAGUCUCAAGAUUCAUGUGCGAGCCCACACGAAGGCAAAACCAUUUGCAUGUAAUAUGGGAAAUUGUAAUAAGGCAUUCAACACUCUAUACAGAUUGAGAGCUCACCAAAGAUUACACAGCGGUGAUACAUUCAAUUGCAAGGCUGAGGGUUGUACGAAGUUCUUUACGACGCUAAGCGAUUUGAAAAAACACAUACGAACACACACACAGGAGCGGCCGUACAAAUGUGGAACAGAAGGUUGCGGUAAGUCAUUCACCGCGUCUCACCAUUUGAAGGCACAUGCGCGUACGCACACGGGCUCGAGGCCGCACGCGUGCGCCGCGCCAUCUUGCGGAAAACACUUCGCAACGCCCACUAGCCUAAGAGCCCAUGCUGCUAAACAUCAGACGGAAAGUGAGCCGCAACCAGUUAAAGUAAAUCCCCUUCCGGGUAAACCUCCAGAUGGUAUGAAUUGGGAUAGCCUCCUCGAAUCUUUCGGAAAAAUCACCACAGAGUCCAACUCUACUGACGGCAGCCUAGACGAUAUUAACCCUCUCUCUAACAACGUCGACAUUACCGAACUACUUUUUGACAACCCUAACGAUAACGCUAACUACGACAUCACUAAUCUUGACCUAAUUCCCUUCGACGAUAAAACCAAGAAAAUCGACUGGAAUAAAAAUAUGGACAUCAAACCCAAAGCGAUGCAAUUAGCCCUAGCCAACGAAGUGGAACUGCAGGCACCGUGGAUUGACGUCACAGCUUUAGCGGCUUCCAUACAAGAAACUCCAGUCAGCAUCAAAGAGAAAACACCAGAAAAUAUAUUCACCCUUGCCACUUUUGUCCCCACACACAUGCAAAGUUACAUAGACCUUAAUUCAGAAGUUCCUACAGCGAAUGUCGAAACUUUCGAUCUAGAUACGCCUAACAUACUAGACGUCAGCGAUAAAGUGUUUAAUGACAGUGAAUUGGUAACAAACUUCGAUCAUCCAACGGAAAUAGAUUUUCUUAAACCCGGCCCUUCGAUUGACAGAUCUCUAAAUACGCCACCCCCGAAAGUUCAGCACAAUAUUGAAGUAAAUCCUUCCAAUUCUGUAUUGUUUAAUACGGAUCUCGCUUUAGAAGACACUCUUCUAUUCGACAAUGAACCCCCAUCCGAUAUGUAUGUGGUUAGGACAGAGAAUAUAUUCGGCAAACAGAAGAGGAAUGCUCUAGAACAAUUAGCGGCCGAUGCAGGCAUUUGUUCCUGCGUCGAUUGUAAAUGCGAUCCCAAUGGUAAUUGCUCUAACGACGUAAAAUCAAUUAGCAAAGAUUGCUGUGAAGAUAAAUGCUCAUGCGUGAACUGCAAAUGCAAUCACGCCGAAAUGAAAUGCGCAGUUGGAUGCGGUAAAGCCACAGAUACAAACCACAACACGUUCCUAGAUUAUCAUAAACGUCAUAAUAAUUCAAAUUUAGAAGAGUAUGGAGUCUAUACGCACGAGUGUUACGAUGACACACCGGCCAGUGUCGCCGAGAGCUUAAAGAAGUUGACAUGUUCUUGUGAUACAGAUAAUAACACCUGCUGUCAAACCAAUGAUAAAAGAGAUAAAAAAUCUUGUUGCGUUACUAUUUGUAUUAAAAAUGUGGAGACAUUUAAACGUUUUCUUAAUAAUGAUUUGUUAACUGCUUUGAAGCCACCAAGUUUUAAUAUGACAACGAGUUAGCUUUUCAUAGUAAUGUUUAUGCAUUUAUUUGUGUACUUAUAUGUUUUUGUGUGCAUACAGAAAUUGCACUAUCUGGUGCUGUACAUUAGAAUCUAAGAACUAUAGCUUUAUAAUGAAUUUAAAGUUAUUAAUAUUUUAUGUAUUGUUAAAAAAUUAUAUAUUGAAAUUUUAUAUCAAAAGUGAUAUUAAACCACAUUUUAUUAAUAUAUUUAAAAAUAAUUUUAAAUGGUGCAAUUAAUAUUUAUAAAAAAACAACAACCAAAGAUGGUAUAGUAUUAAAUAAUAAUGUACAAAACUAUGGUAUUUAAAGUAUGUUAGGGCAUAAAAUAAAUUUUAUUCAUGUUAUAAAAUUAGGUAAGAUAUUUUUGUAGUAAUCUUGAUAUAAAGUAUAUAUUUUAAUAUAUGUAUAAUACGAAACUAAUGUGCCAUCACAAUUUUU
This is a messenger RNA of Pieris brassicae (large cabbage white), 2686 nucleotides long. It is a transcript of the gene MTF-1, whose product is annotated as zinc finger and BTB domain-containing protein 24. The transcript has 6 exons. Gene Ontology annotation, cellular component: nucleus. Gene Ontology annotation, biological process: regulation of transcription by RNA polymerase II. Lineage: Eukaryota; Metazoa; Arthropoda; Insecta; Lepidoptera; Pieridae. The record is from RefSeq and is a predicted model, not a curated record. The coding region runs from base 370 to 2247 and encodes 625 amino acids.